CAACGGUGUGUGGGCGGGGUCGUCGGGGCGAGUGUCUGGCUUCUCCCGCGAGGAGCUGCUCGAGAAGUGGCGGGAGCGGCGACUAUGGAAGCAAAGGAGGAGAAAGAGGCGCAGAUUGCUGCGUGGUUGAAAAAAAUAUUUGGAGAUCAUCCCAUUCCACAAUAUGAGGUGAAUCCGCGGACAACGGAGAUUUUACAUCACCUUUCAGAACGCAACAGGGUCCGGGACAGGGAUGUCUGCCUGGUAAUAGAUGACUUGAAACAGAAAGCAAGGGAAUAUGAAUCAGAAGCCAAGCAUCUUCAAGACCUUCUAAUGGAGAGUGUGAAUUUUUCCCCUGCCAACCUCUCUAGCACUGGUUCCAGGUAUCUGAACGCUUUGGUUGACAGCGCAGUGGCCCUUGAAACAAAGGAUACCUCACUAGCUAGUUUUAUCCCUGCAGUGAAUGACUUGACCUCUGAUCUUUUUCGUACCAAAUCCAAAAAUGAAGAAACCAAGCUUGAAUUGACAAAACUCGAGAAAAAUCUAACUGCAACUUUAGUAUUAGAAAAAUGCCUACGAGAGGAUCUCAAGAAGGCAGAGUUGCAUUUGUCUACGGAACGGGCCAAAGUUGACAGUCGUCUUCAGAACAUGCAUUUCCUCAAAGCCAAGUCAGAGGAGUUCAGAUCUGGAAUCAGAGCUACAGAGGAGCAGCUUAAAGCCAGAGGAAUGGAUGCUUCUCUGUCUCAUCAGUCACUGGUCGCCCUUUCAGAGAAAUUGGCAGAACUAAAACAACAGACUAUACCUUUGAAGAAAAAAUUGGAGUCCUAUUUAGAUUUAAUGCCGAAUCCAUCUCUUGCUCAGGUGAAAAUUGAAGAAGCAAAGCGAGAAUUAGAUACCAUUGAAGCUGAACUUACAAAAAAAGUCAAUAUGAUGGAACUGUGACCAGAGCCAAGUAAAUUUCAUCUUUCUUAACAAAGUAAAUUGAAUAGGACUUUAAAGAAUCAUUUCCUCAUGCCAUUCCUUAAUAAUCCAAUUUCUGUGUUCUUCGAGGAGAUAAUAAUAUCAUAUUGACAGAAUAGUGGUUUCUGGUUGUAUAUUGCAUUUUUAUGCCCAAAUUCAUAGUUUUCAUAUUAAAAAAAUUGUUUUUUCUAUGUUGCUGGUGAUUAAAUGCCCUUCAGUAAUUCUCUUAGGUCAACACUACAACAGUUGUCAUGCAGUCACUCAUUAGUUCAGCUAAGUGAACAGGAAAGAUUCUGCAGCUUCUGUUAUGUUUCUCCCACUCUUCCCCCUCCUGGGAUUUGCUGUCAUUCUUUCUGAUCAGCUCACCUGCCUACCUCCAAAUGUUAAUAUAUGCAGGAAUUUAGUUUAUGAGAAAGAUGACCUUUUAAAUCGAUAGUAGAGAGAUGGAUAAUUCAACACGUGGUGCUAGAUCUUUACUUCACACCUUAUGUCAGGAUAAUCCCAAAGGAUCGAAGAUUUAAAUAUU
Messenger RNA from Vicugna pacos (alpaca), 1465 nucleotides. It is a transcript of the gene HAUS1, whose product is annotated as HAUS augmin like complex subunit 1. The record is from RefSeq and is a predicted model, not a curated record. Gene Ontology annotation, cellular component: HAUS complex; cytosol. Gene Ontology annotation, biological process: centrosome cycle; spindle assembly. Lineage: Eukaryota; Metazoa; Chordata; Mammalia; Artiodactyla; Camelidae.